AUGUUCAGAGCUCUGGUCAUAAUCACCUCCUGGUCACUCAGCAGGCAAAACUCCGCGACGAAGUCUCAAUUUUGUGACGUGACUUUAGUCGCCGAGAAGUCCUGCUGUGGAUUUCUGGAGAAGAAUUUGAGUCCGUCCAAUUGCUUGGGAAUCCGAGCGAUUGCUGAUACUUACGCAUGUCGGAAUCUUCUUCACUGCGCUAGCAAAUAUAUAUUGCAUAUCUUCCAGCACGUUGUUGGUACUGAGCAGUUUUACCAACUUACUGCUAAUCAGCUAAUUGAGCUCAUCUCAAGUGAUCAGCUUAAUAUCCGAUCAGAAGAAAAGGUUUUCGAAGCUGUGCUUCAGUGGGUUAGAUUCGAUCCAUCAGUACGGGAGCAAUUCCUUCCACAAUUGUUGGAGCACGUACGACUCCCACUUUGUUCCCCCAAGUUCCUCGCCGAAACAGUCAGUGAAGACGCGUUAGUGAAGGCGGACGAGGCCUGCCGAGAUCUUCUCGAUGAAGCAAAGGUUAUUGUAGUUUCUACAGCAAAAUAG
This is a messenger RNA of Cooperia oncophora, 534 nucleotides long. NCBI's taxonomy places the organism in Eukaryota, Metazoa, Nematoda, Chromadorea, Rhabditida, Trichostrongylidae. The record is from the annotation of a GenBank genome assembly.